Lodderomyces oxycetoniae is the source of this 4407-nucleotide messenger RNA. RefSeq names its product ubiquitin-protein ligase. The transcript has a single exon. Gene Ontology annotation, biological process: ribosome-associated ubiquitin-dependent protein catabolic process; rescue of stalled cytosolic ribosome. Gene Ontology annotation, cellular component: cytosol; RQC complex. Bases 1 to 4407 code for a protein of 1468 amino acids. Gene Ontology annotation, molecular function: ubiquitin protein ligase activity; zinc ion binding; ribosomal large subunit binding. Lineage: Eukaryota; Fungi; Ascomycota; Pichiomycetes; Serinales; Debaryomycetaceae. The record is from RefSeq and is a predicted model, not a curated record.
AUGUCAGGGAAUGAGGUAGAAUUUACGGGGAAUUUAGGGUAUAAUGGGCAAGAGCUGUCGCUUAACUAUUUCACUUACCAACCUGAUGCUACGAGCAUUUCCAAUGCAGAACUAGCGGUGAUUUUCAAACUAUUAAGCAAGAAAGAUCCCAAGACUAAAGAGAAGGCAUUGAAUGACUUGCUAUUGUAUAUAAAAGAAGAAGGUGAAGUUGACGAGAAAGCAGUUGUAUGUUGGACCAAAUUGUACCCCAAGAUUGCCAUUGACAACUCCAAAAGUGUACGUUCCUUGGCACAUCAGAUCCAGGGCGCCUUAUUGAAGUAUCUCGGUGGGAAGAGGUAUGGCAAAUAUUUGAAAAGUAGUAUUCCCAUAUGGUUAAUGGGAGCAAAUGAUCAAGACAAGAGUGUUGCGGCGGUUGCCUAUGGCUCCUUGUUGGAGAAUUUUCAAGGCGACGCAACUAAAGUUGACAAGACAUUUGAGAUUUUCCAAGAACAAAUAGUGAACUUGGUGGGAACAGUGGUAACUAUUGAAACAACUGAAACCUUGGCUGAUGCGAGAUACACUAGUGAGUCCGAGAUGCAAAUCAAAUAUGAUAGGGUAUUGUGCGCGAGCAUAUCUUUGCUUUUGAAAGUAAUGGAUCUUAACCCGCUGGCAGCGGUGAAUACCAUUUUACAAGCGGAAACGAUAUGGAGCAGAUUAAUUUCAAGCAUCAAGGGAGAGACAAUGAAUUUAUCAUUAUUCACAGCAAUAUUGGCUCUAAUAUUGCUGUUGUUUUCAAAAUCAAAAACUUCAGCAAACACCGAGUUGGACGUUAAGUCGUUGUAUAAGAUAGUAUCCAAGACGGUACUCAAAGUCAAAUUCAAUAAAAACGUGCAACCGGUAAUAUACUCGUCUGUGAUCAUCCCUUUUUGGCAAGUACUCCUUCAACUUACGCGAUUUGGCUUUCAACAUGAUCUAAAAAAAAAUAUUUGGGAUAUGGGUGGUGGUAAAAGCUUAGCUAGAUUUCAUGACUAUCUUGAACUUGGAGCUUGUGAUCUGGCGCCUGCUUAUUUCAAUUUGGUUGCAAGUUUGAUGACGGAGAUCAAGAACUGCAGAUUAUCAGUUCUUGAUUUCAGUAACUUACUGGAGUGUGAAAUUUGCACAAAGAGCCUUGUGAACCAGUUUGAGCGACUUCGGGAUAGUUUCAAACCUUCUUGCUUAGGAGCAUCUUUUAAAAUCGUUCAAUUGUUUGAUGUAGAUAGGAUGCCAUUUUUGGUGGACAUUGUUAAAAAGGCAUUAACAGCUUUUGCAAAGACUAGGUUGCAAACAAUCAGGGAAGAAAUCAAGAAACAGCUUAUCGACAAUCAGAGUAUGAUAGAAUUCAAAGAUGUGUUUAGUGAAAUUGAUGAGAUGAUCAAAGGUGAUAUUUCAUCUCCUCUACACAACAACAGCGCAAAGUUUAUUGAUGGAUAUUUUGAAAUUUUACAAUCUCUCGGCUUGCGGGAUAACUUGAAUAGUCUUGUUGACUUUAGUAUCAGUGAGUACGAAAAUCAACGCGUUGGUGCGUCAGUACCUGUCCAUUUUGUUAGCGCAUACAUUGACCGUGAAAAUGCUUUGACAUCUAAAGUUGAACAAUUUAUAUUCAGGUUACCAAACAUUAUUGCUGAACAAGACAUGACUGAGCGCUCUAUACAAUUAUUGCAAAUGGUCAAAACCAAGGAGAUUUUGGAAGAGAAUGACUUGGCUGAUAUUAUUAAUGAAUCCUUUGCCAAGCUUGAAUUGAAUGGGCCCAAUUUUAGAGAUGAUUUUAUACGGGGUAUGAAUAUUGAUAUUGAUGAGUCUUUGUACCCGGAAAUCUACACUUAUAUGAAUGAGAAGUUUACGGGAAAUGUGCAUGCAGAAGAUAUUGAGAAGUUUUUGCAAGCAGGUGACAAAACGAUUUUAUUGAAAUUGAUAAAAAAUCUCGACCCACUGUCUUUUGGAAUGUUCAUCGACUGUGUUUCCAAAUUGAAUAAGCUUGAUCUUGUUAUAGAUUUGGGAAUUGAAGAUGUGAUACAACUGGCUUGGAGCAAUGUUAAUGGUCUGAAGUCAUUUUUGGAGGCUUUGAAAUCGUAUGAGAAAAUCUAUCUUGAUUCAAUGCUUCAGUAUUUACUUUCAUGUACUUUGGAAUCAUCUCUUGAUGACCUUGUGAUAUUUGUUAGGGAUGGAAAACUCCCUUAUGAGGCACUUGUUACCACUAUCAGAACGAGUAUCAAUAACUUAUCCCCCUUUGAGAUUGCCAUUUCUAACUCAUUGGCGCUGUCCAUGUACAUCUGUGACUACAAACAAGACUCAUUUGAUCCAAAAGUUUUGAUUUUGGCCAAGUUUCUUGUCUUAUUGAACAAAGAAGAGCCAAACUGGCAAGCGUUGUCCGUAAUAGCUUGUGAGUAUGUUUCAGACUUUAUGAUUGCCCAGUUUGUAGAUCCGCUGGAGGAGAUUAUCUUGUUUGACAUUUUGGCAAAGAAACCAUCGAUCUCAUUUUCCAUAGACACGAUUAUAGUUUCGAUGACCAAAGAAGAGCAAAAUGACCCAAUAGUAGAGCUCACCAAAGGCAAUGAUUUAUAUGCCUUUUUUGCUGCACGCAGCUUGGCUAAGUCAAUUGAGGUAGCAUGCGAAUCUGCUUCACAGCUGCAAUUUGAGUCCUUGAAAAUAAACUUUCAACAGCUUUCCAAAACUCCCCUCAAAUUUGUUGCAUUUGUUACUGGGAUAAGCAAGUUUUGUGCAUCGCCAUCACUUGACCGUAUCAGGAACUACAUCUUCUCAGAGAUUUUGGCAGUCAAGAAGGAAGAAGAUAUUCUUUCAAGCGGGCUAAAAUGGAUCACCAUGCUCAUACCAUUUCUUGAUUUUGAUACUGAGACUGAGACCAAUACAGAUACUGGACUAUUCCCUAUAGUGAAAUUGACAAUGGUCUUGAACCAAAUUCAAAACUGGCUAGAUUCAUCAAUAGCGUAUGACUCUGAAUUUAUAGACUUGAGAAUCCAAGCGGUUAGAUUCCUCAGCUUGCUACCAUCCAAGCAAUCACAAUUGCCUGAUGUCUACAACGAGUUGGUCAACCGAUUAAUUGAAGAAAAUUUUGAAAUGGCAGCAGAUAGAAUAGAUCUCAAAUUUUAUACUUUGAAAAGUUAUUCGGCCCUUUUGAAAAAAACUAAUGUGGACUUGGAAAAUCAAAAUCAAAAAUUAUUAGAAAUAUUUACACAGUACGAGUACACCAACACGCAAGCUUGUAUUAUGGUUGAGCGGAUCCUUGAAAGAACCAUGCUUCAGCUGCGGUUUUCCAAUGGGGAAUUGAAUGCCCAAAAAGAAGAGUUUUUCAAGAUAUUAUCUAAAUCCAAGUCUGAGAUUGGAAUCAGAUUAUCUGCCUAUUACCUUUCUCAGGUGCUUGAAAAUGAAAAAAAUGAUUUUGUAAUUGAUUUUCAACUAUCAAAAGAAGAGGACAAGAAAGCUGUAUUGCCCCCUCAGUUGAUCCAAAUAGUAAACGAGUUCAAUGUCCUGGAUAAGCUUGAGAUUUUGAGGUACCUUCUAAGUUGGUUCUUGAUUACUAAUUUUUUCAAGAACGUUACCAUCAUGAUGCGAAAUAAUUACUUAAAUGAAUUGGUUACCACCAAAAACUUCCAGACUCUUUUAUAUUUCAUUUUUGAACAUAUUGAAAUGAGCAACAAGUUCUUUGACAGUUUGACGGAGGAAGAGAUACUGAGCUAUGAUGUUAUUAAGACUCACAAUUUUCAUGAUCUCGAAGGGGAAACGAAAUUGCUUGCGUUGUAUAUAUACUUCCAGUGUCUUCAAUACGCCGCGUUUCAAGUGCAGUUGUGGUUCAGAGAAAUCAGAGAUCGACAAUUACAAAUGAAAGCGGAAAAGAUUACCACAAAAUAUUUAUCACCACCUUUGAGAAAGGAGAUUUUAGAGCAAGUCAGUAAAGAAAAAGAUAAACUUCAAGGUAAAGAGGACAAUUUAUCUAUUAAGGUGAUUCUGAUUGCUAAUGAAAUUAGGACGAUGUACGUUGUUGAUGAUCAGAGAUUGGAAAUGGUAAUAAAGAUUCCACAACUGUACCCGUUGGAGAAUGUAAUUAUUGAUGGUCCAUCGAGAGUUGGAGUUAAAGAAAACAGAUGGAAGGCUUGGUUACUUGCGUCACAAAAGAUUAUUUCCAUAUCUAACGGAACAGUAGUUGAUGCAAUUGAAUUAUUUUGCAAAAACAUCAACCUCCAUUUCUCGGGAUUUGAAGAUUGUGCAAUUUGCUAUUCAAUUUUGCAUCAGGACUUAUCAUUGCCUUCAAAGACGUGUCAAACUUGUAAUAACAAAUUCCACGCUGCUUGUUUGUAUAAAUGGUUCAAAAGCUCCGGAAAUUCAACAUGUCCGCUUUGUCGUACAGCUUUUAAUUUCAAGUACAGGAGCUGA